AUGCUCGGAGGACAACGUGCCGAGGGCGGUGGAGCUGACGAGGCCGCGCCGGUGCUGCCGAAAUCCACCAAAGCGGCCAGCAAGAAGGUCAAGAAGUCUGGGCCCAAAAGGCCUACGAAGCGGACCAAGGCCGGUCAGCCACAGCUGAUGAACAUGUGCUACUAUUGCGAGGAAGAUUUCCGCGAGAUGUGCGCAGGAAUUUCAUGCUGCGCUGGAUGUUCAACAAGGACUCACGCCUAUAUCUCCAAAGGGGCUAGCGAAUGCGUCAAAUCCGCAGCUUGCUCGCGGAUUACAAAGCUGAAAGCGAACGAGAACUUCAUGUCGUUACCGUGUGCGCGCACCACCAUCAUCAUACUCGCCCAGCGAUGCGGGUCGUGUUUUGAGGACUCAAUUCCCGAGGAGACGAUGUUCCGACUGGACGCUGCACGAGCGCUCGCCGCAAAAGAA
Messenger RNA from Mesorhabditis spiculigera, 447 nucleotides. The record is from the annotation of a GenBank genome assembly. NCBI's taxonomy places the organism in Eukaryota, Metazoa, Nematoda, Chromadorea, Rhabditida, Rhabditidae.